CACGUGAUUAGUUUAACCAAUCCAUAUCUGUUUUUCGAAGGUUAAAGGUAACCUUCAAAAUGGCGACUGCCGUAUUAGCUCCGACAAAUUAUACAAUGUUAAAUACAGAAGCACGGCUUGGAGAAGACACAAUCGGACCUGGUCUGGCAGACGACUUACAGAAGUUCUAUGAGAAAACAGACAAUAACAGUGAUAAAGAAAAAUGUGUGGAAUUAUUAAAUUCAAUAAAAUUAGGAGAAAGUGUUCAAAGGAAUGUUAUUCAAAGGCCUUACACUGCUGUGCCUUUUUCUGGUCGAGAUCACGUGAACAAUUUUCUGAGCCCCUACCAAACGUCCUACAACCGGGACUACCCCUUGAAACAGCCCAUAGACACAGUUGCAGUAAGACCAAUGACGUCACACGGUUACCCCCCGCAAGAAGGCCCUGCAGCGGAGACGCACUACAGCGAGGAGUUCCGGAAGAAGCCGACUGCUCGCCCGACCACGCCAAUUCGACCCGGGUCAGCGUCCGGAAAUAGGGCGAACAACCCGCAUCCACCACAAUCGUUUCUGGUGUGGAAGUUCCCGCGAAACGGCUGGCGCGAGACGGAGGGCGGCCGCUGGUCCGAGGAGCUGACCAAUGAAAAGAUCGCACAGGUUCACAAGCGCCUCUGCCAGUCCACUUACCAGACGGACUUCUUAGGCACGCCACAGGGCUUCCAGCUUAAGUCUGCGUACAACCUGCCUCCCGACUGGAAGGAGAACAUUCCGUACACCCUGGACUCCGUGCAGCGCUACUGCUACCAAAACAGCACCAACCCCAGCGAGCUGCAGCUGCCCAACACGCGCUAUGGCAGCAACCGGAAGAAGCAGAUUGCGGCGUCCGGAACCAUUCCCACGGCGUCCAGUCGUCACAAUCACAUUCGGAACCGCACAACUUACGACCGCCAUUACAAUGACAACUCAGGGGCGGUGGUACAACAGGUGCGAGAUCUCAGUCACAAACUGGGAGCAGAGGCGCUGCGGAAGUACUACGAGCACGCUUCCGGCGAAGACCGCUCAAUGGCAAAGAACCUGUUGGAGGCCUACUCAGGGCGCCGCGUCCCAGCCACCCCGCAGCAGUCACCACAGCCUCCCAUGGUCGCGAGGCCGCCGUCUGGGGCGCCGCCCGUCGUAAUGAGGCCCACAACGGGUCGCCUGGCGCUCCAUAUGGUGAACAAGCCCGUGUCGCCUGUAAGCACGCCGACGAGCACGCCGGUGUCGACUCCGUAUGUGCCACUUCCGGCCGCUAAGGACCCCCGUGCCAGCCAGCUCUCGUUUCACGUGUACAGCCCCACCCAGAUGAUUGAGCAGGGUUACUUUUAAUUAAAUACUGACUUGGCAAUACAUCUUAAUGCGUUUCGACGUUUAGAAACAAUGGAACAUUCCUGUAAGGCACAAUAAUAGCUCAGUAUCUAGUAAAUAAUUGAAAAUACUUAUUGCAAAUAGAUUUGAAACUUUGUGCAUCGUUAUUGAUUUGUACAUGUAUAAUGAUUAUAUUUUAAAUGAAGAUACUAUAAAAUUGUUAUUUUACUUAUCUAGUCCUAUUUCAACUUAGUAAUACAUGUUUCUAAACCAGAGGCUUUUUGCAUUUAUUUUACACAAUAAUGUGUCUGCCCCAUGUUAAUUUACUACAAAAUCAAUUUGAAUGUGUACAUGUUUUCCUCGCUGAAACAUUAUUAAUGCGUGCAAUGAUAUUUGAUCACUUUGUUUCUACAAUGAUACUAAUUAUAUGCCUUUUACACAUGUAUGGUAUGGCUUACGUAGAGAGCGGACUGCUGCUUCAUGUUUUGAGUUCUAGCUAGCUUUCAGAUACCUUUAAUAACUUGUCUUUGGAAACUCAGGCAAUCGUCCUCACCUGUUUUCUCCAAUCACUCAAUUAUUUCACUCCAAUAACUCGACAAAAAUUUAAUAUUAUGACUAGACUCAAUAAACUCUAUUGAUUGUGGCCUAAAUAAGUAAAUGACCAUCGCUAUCGGCUCCAAAUGUUUCAUAACUGUUGAAAUUGCAUUCACUACUCGAGGAAACACGACGCGAUAUUGUGCAUUGUGUGAAGAGGGUUAUAGUCCAUAAUGUACGUAUACGAAACGUAAUCCGUCUUUGAAUGAAAAAUUAGCCAUGUAAGUUUUCAAACAUAAGAGUUUGCUGUAAUUACAUUUACAUUCCGUCCAACAUAACCCAAUUCAUUAUUUAAUCUGUAUCUGUGCUUUGUAACCAUUUAACUGAUUGUAAUUAUUUAAUCAAUUAUUUAUAUAUUGUAACAAUUAUGUUAGUCAUUCGAACAAUUGUAUCUGUUUUUGCUGUUAUAAAUGCUUUGAUAGGUAUAGUUAAUGUUUUGUUAUGUUUUGUUUUCAAUUCUGUGAUAGAUAUAGCUGGACGUUGUGUCUUUUCAAUGCUAAAGAGUUUUGUUUUGUGUUGUAUUUUUUAUUUAAAAUUAAAUAAAUUAUUGAACCAGUGCCUAA
Messenger RNA from Dreissena polymorpha, 2479 nucleotides. Its product is annotated as testis-expressed protein 26-like. NCBI's taxonomy places the organism in Eukaryota, Metazoa, Mollusca, Bivalvia, Myida, Dreissenidae. The record is from RefSeq and is a predicted model, not a curated record. The transcript has 8 exons. Gene Ontology annotation, cellular component: cytoplasm. The coding region runs from base 60 to 1343 and encodes 427 amino acids.